Molecule: messenger RNA, 2219 nt
Organism: Manihot esculenta (cassava)
Lineage: Eukaryota; Viridiplantae; Streptophyta; Magnoliopsida; Malpighiales; Euphorbiaceae
Product: DEAD-box ATP-dependent RNA helicase 47, mitochondrial
Exons: 2
Coding region: 265-1938 (557 amino acids)
Molecular function (GO): RNA helicase activity; RNA binding; ATP binding
Source: RefSeq, a predicted model, not a curated record
UUUUUUCGGAGAAUUAUUCGUGGUUGUUAAUAGGGGUGCAACGUUGUGUUUUGCAUAUAAGGGUGAGAGCGCAAAACGACGGAGGCAGCUAGUAAUCUAGUUUUCUUAGCUGGAGAAGCCACAAGCCAGAAGGCAAGUAUAACGUUUCCGAUUCACAUGAUUCAGGAGAAAUUACGGUUUUUCCAGCAGCUUUGGUUCCUUAUUACUUCGUGAGAUUAACAUUUAUUGAUUUAUGAUUUUUUGUUUGAAUUCAUAUCUGCCAUUAUGCCGGCUUUAAUAUCAACGAGGUUGCUCAUCCUUUUUGGAGAGUCAUCGCGUGCGUCUAGGACAGCUUGGUGCCACCGCGGCUUGCGCUUUCUUACUCACGCUGGACGAGACCAGGGGCCACUUACUCUUGCAAGCCUGGGAUUCAAGAGCGAGUUUGAAAGACCAGACAAGAUCAAAACAAAUAAACAUGAAAAAUUGAAGCUGAACUCAGCUAUUGAAGUUCCCAAAAGUAAAGUGAAGGCAGUUGGAAGGAAUGGAACUAGAGAUGUUGGUGUUAAAAAAUCCCUUGAAAUAGAGUCAGCUCCAUUUGCUGCAAAAUCAUUUUCUGAGCUUGGCCUCCCACCUUUAUUGCUAGAAAGGUUGGAGAAGGAAGGCUUCCAAGUUCCAACAGAGGUUCAAUCUGCAGCUAUCCCCACUAUUCUCAAGAAUCAUGAUGUUGUCAUACAAUCUUAUACGGGGUCAGGCAAAACGUUGGCUUAUCUCCUUCCUAUACUGUCUGAAGUCGGACCGUUUGCAAAUAAAUCUUUUAAUGGUGAUGAAGAAUCUAGGAAGAAAUCAGAGAUAGAUGCAGUUAUUGUUGCUCCUUCUAGGGAGCUGGGUAUGCAAAUUGUAAGGGAGUUUGAGAAACUGCUGGGUCCGGCAAACAAGAAAGUUGUUCAGCAACUUGUUGGUGGUGCAAACCGAUCAAGACAAGAAGAAGCUCUUAAGAAAAACAGGCCAGCAAUUAUUGUUGGUACGCCUGGACGGAUUGCAGAGAUUAGUGCUGCUGGGAAGCUUCACACCCAUAAUUGUCGUUAUUUGGUUUUGGAUGAAGUUGAUGAGCUCCUUUCAUUUAACUUCCGAGAAGACAUGCACCGGAUAUUGGACCAUGUAGGGAGGAGAUCAGGUGCAAAUCCUUCUGGACCAAAAAACCUGCUUGCCAGGCGGGCUGAGCGUCAGACAAUCCUGGUAUCUGCAACAGUUCCAUUUUCGGUGAUAAGGGCAGCUCGAAGUUGGGGAUCCGAUCCGCUCCUUGUGCAGGCUAAAAAAGUUACUCCACUUGAAUCCCUACCUGCUCCCGGACCUGUUAACCUUUCAAGGCCUACAUCCAGUUCAAGCUCGAACCAGAAUUUGCAGCCUCAGGCAGCAAUACAGAGUCUUCCUCCAGCUUUGAAACACUAUUAUUGCGUCGCAAGGUUACAACACAAGGUUGACACUUUGAGAAGAUGUGUUCAUGCACUUGAUGCCAAGUCUGUGAUAGCUUUCAUGAACCACACUAAGCAACUAAAAGAUGCUGUCUUUAAGUUGGAGGCUCGCGGGAUAAAAGCUGCAGAAUUACAUGGAGAUCUUGGCAAGCUUGCUAGGUCUACCAUUCUAAAGAAAUUUAAAAAUGGAGAGGUGAGAGUUCUAGUAACAAAUGAACUAUCAGCAAGGGGUUUGGAUGUUCCAGAAUGCGAUCUUGUUGUGAACCUGGGCUUGCCUACCGACUCAAUUCAUUACGCACAUCGAGCUGGCAGGACUGGCAGGCUUGGCAGAAAGGGCACUGUAGUAACCAUUUGUGAGGAGCCAGAGGUGUUUGUUGUGAAAAAGGUGCAAAAGCAGCUCGGGAUUCCCAUUCCUGCUUGUGAGUUUACAGAGGGCAAACUCGUAGGCGUGGAAGAAGAGAAGGAACCUUCAGAGUCUUUGAAAUGAUGAUCUUAUUUACUCAUUACACCUAUGGUGGUGAUUUUAACCUUUUCUUUGCUUUUAAAGCACCUCUCUAUAUAUAAAUUUUAGGUUAAACCUGAUGUUUGGAUCUGAAAUACAGUUUGUAGGUUGAAGUGUAUUUUCAGAAUGCUGGCAUUCGCAAGGGAGGUAGUAAAGGAGACCCACAAGGCUACAAUAACAUUUUAAAAUGCAUGGAUCAGCAGAUGAUCUCAACUAAAUUUCCUGUACAAUUUUCAUAGUAUUCUUCUUCUUCUUCUUCUUCUUCC